This is a messenger RNA of Venustampulla echinocandica, 537 nucleotides long. RefSeq lists its product as uncharacterized. Lineage: Eukaryota; Fungi; Ascomycota; Leotiomycetes; Helotiales; Pleuroascaceae. The record is from RefSeq and is a predicted model, not a curated record. The coding region runs from base 1 to 537 and encodes 178 amino acids. The transcript is spliced from 3 exons.
AUGUCAAGCUUUCAACUUCCACCGGUUGAGGGGAUUCCAACUCUUACCACCACCGAGCGGACAGCUGUUCUUGACGCACUUUUCGAACCUUGUACCGCCCUUCAUACCUUAUCUCUAGAUUUUCUUCACGAUAAGAAGUUCACAUCCUACAAUGAUCUCAUCGCAAGUAUAGGCGUUCAGUUGUCGGAUCUCUCGGAGAGCCCAUCUACCAGUGACUCAAAAUGGCUUGACAAAAUUCUUGGAGCUCAUCCAAGACUUGGUGAGAAGAAAGUCGAAAGUGCACAGGCCAAAGCAGAGCAAGCCCAGCUGAAUACUGGUGGCGAGCAAGAGGCAGUGGAGCUUCGAAAUUUAAAUGAUGAAUAUGAGAAAACAUUCCCCGGUCUUAGAUACGUUGUUUUUGUUAAUGGGAGAUCGCGACCCGUCAUCAUGGAAAGCAUGCGCGAGAGGAUCGCUAGAGGAGAUAUCAACCUUGAGCGAGCAGAGGCUAUCAAGGCAAUGUGUGAUAUCGCAGCGGAUCGCGCUAUUAAACUCCAAUAA